AUGUGCUAUAAAGGUUACGAAGAUAAAACUGUUGUUGUGGUUGGGGUGGGAAACUCAGGCGGUGAUUUGGCUGUAGAGUUGAGUAGAAUUGCUAAGCAGGUGUACCUUGCAACUCGACGCGGAACAUGGGUAUGCAAUCGAAUAUUUGACUAUGGAGAGCCAUUCGACAUGGUAGUGCACAGAAAGUACAUCGAUCAUGCUCGUCAUUACGUCCCUGAAUGGCUAGUAAAUACAGUGGUUGAAAGGAAAAUGAAUCAGCGUUUCGAUCAUGAACGCUAUGGAUUGAAGCCGAAACAUCGUGUUCUAGGAGCACAUCCAACAGUCAAUGAUGAACUCCCAAAUCGUAUCGCCUGCGGAACUGUGCGAGUAAAGCCAAAUAUUAGGGAGUUCACAGAGAAUGGCAUCACAUUUGAAGAUGGAUCUCAUGUGGAGAAUGUUGAUGAGGUAAUGUGUAACAAGAUAUGUUAAAG
Messenger RNA from Strongylus vulgaris, 470 nucleotides. NCBI's taxonomy places the organism in Eukaryota, Metazoa, Nematoda, Chromadorea, Rhabditida, Strongylidae. The record is from the annotation of a GenBank genome assembly.